AUUAUUUGAUAAUUUUGAGACCUCUACUUUCAUUAUGAGGUAAAUACUUGGUACCUGCUCGGCUGCUCAUCAUGAUCAAUUUUUUGAAGCAUAAAGUUGGUUGCCUAAGGAUGGUUAUUCUUUUUUGUCAUACCCAAUCAGAAGCAAUGCUUUUAUCCAAGCUGCUAGAAUGACGAUAUAUACUUUCUUGACUUGCAAAGAUAGCAGCUGGCGUCUGUUUAGAUACCUAUGCUGUUUGUUUAUACAGAUGAAAUGGUGCAGUUAUUUGAAGUAGAACCAAGUACUUAGUGUCAUGACAGUGUGUGUGGGAUUGAUGCCUUACUUGUACUCGUCUUAUUGCUGCAAGACAAGUUUACCUACCUGGAAGCAAUGUUCAGAGUCGUAUGUUAUGGCCCAAAUAGGCUAAUUCUUUUUUUUAGUCCCUGAAUAGAAAACAUUGCAGUGUCAGUUUUAGUUAAUUCAAUUCAGUGCUUGAAUUUUGGAUCUGUAUGUGUUGAUUGGAGUGGUCUUAUGCUCUUAGUGACUUGCAAAACUAUCCAUGAACAUAGCGCAUGAAACCAUGGCCCUUGAGUUGUUCACCAUGAGGAUUGUUUAAGAUUGAUACAACACAGCACGUAUAUCUAGUCAGGAAUUAAGGUAUAUACACUCUUGCAAUUGUUACACUGUUACUAGUAGACUAGCUACUCGCCCUAGUACCAAUUUCACUUUUAUCCCUUGCAUUGUUACAUAAGGUAUUUCUUCUCACUGAGGCCACCCCAUGCACGCAAAAUGCUAAAGCAAUGUCACCAAGUAACCUUUAUCUUCCACAUCUGCGACCCAAAAAUUUUUAAAGCCUGCAACUGCAACCAUGUCCAAAAUCUCUUCUCAACUCUCUCCAAUCCUAUCAAGAACAUAGUGAAUUUGUGACAACUGACAAGUGAAACCCAAGUCAGAAGUACUGCAAGACCUGAACACCAUGGAAACGCCAAGAAGUUGUAGUUCACCAUGCUUGCUGAUCUUUGUGCUAGCACUGUCCCAUUGCUGCAGCAUCACCACGGCGAGCUGCAGCUUCACCAUAUCCAACUACUGCUCCCAGCCCAUCUGGCCGGGGACGCUCGCCGGCGCGGGCACGCCGCAGCUGCCGACGACGGGGUUCAGGCUCGAUCCGGGGCAGACCGUGCAGGUCCCGGCGCCGGCGGGGUGGUCCGGCCGGUUAUGGGCGCGCACGGGCUGCGCGUUCGACGCCGGCGGCCAGGGCGCGUGCCAGACCGGCGACUGCGGCGGGCGCAUGGAGUGUGCGGGCACCGGCGCCACGCCGCCGGCGACGCUGUUCGAGGUCACGCUGGGGAAGGCCGCCGGCGACCUGGACUACUACGAUGUCAGCCUCGUCGACGGGUACAACCUGCCCGUCGUCGCCGUCCCGCGGGCGCGGCAGGGCGCCGCCGGCGGCUGCAACGCCACCGGCUGCAUGGCCGACCUCAACCGCUCGUGCCCCAAGGAGCUGCAGGUGGACCGCGGCGGCGGCACGGUGGCGUGCCGGAGCGCGUGCGAGGCGUUCGGGCAGGACCAGUACUGCUGCAGCGGCGCCUACGCGACGCCGACGACGUGCCGACCGACGGCGUACUCGUCCGUCUUCAAGACGGCGUGCCCGCGCGCGUACAGCUACGCCUACGACGACGGCUCCAGCACCUUCACCUGCGGCAACGCCGCCGACUACACCGUCGCCUUCUGCCUCCCUCCCUCCGGGUUGCAGAGUCCCGGCGCCGUUCCCCUAGGAUCGCCGCCGGCCUAUGGACAGAGCACUAGCGGUGGCACCAGCGGCGCUGCUGGCAGCACGCCGCCUCCUGCUACUGACGACAAUGGCGUCGGGAGCACCAACCCGCCGCCACCUACUACUGACAACAAUGGCGUCGGUAGCACCAACCCGUCGCCUCCUACUCCUAGUACUGACAACAAUGGCGUUGGAUGCACCGGUCAGCCGCCUCCGGCCGCCAGCAACGGUGCUGGAACUGGAAGCACCUAUCAGCCGCCGUGGAUGACGCUGUCGUCAGCCAGCACGAUACACGACCAGCUGUGGCUCCUGCUGCCUGCAGUGCUCUUGUUCCUCCUCUGGUCAUUCUCGCCAUGAACGUAGUCAGGGCGUCAGGCACAGGUCUUGUAGGAUUCACUGACAGUAGUUCCGUGGACUCCGCAUGUGUAGCACUAGCAGUGAUAAAAUCCACCAUAGUCAAUCGAGAUGGAAACAUGUACAGAUUGAAUUAGCUUAUGUAGAAUCUGGACAAUAAACUUAAAAAUAAUAAUAUGGAUAAUAAAAACACAUUGUUCGUUUCUCCAUGAA
Molecule: messenger RNA, 2317 nt
Organism: Panicum virgatum (switchgrass)
Lineage: Eukaryota; Viridiplantae; Streptophyta; Magnoliopsida; Poales; Poaceae
Product: pathogenesis-related thaumatin-like protein 3.5
Exons: 3
Coding region: 956-2107 (383 amino acids)
Biological process (GO): defense response
Cellular component (GO): extracellular region
Source: RefSeq, a predicted model, not a curated record